This is a messenger RNA of Colossoma macropomum (tambaqui), 1249 nucleotides long. It is a transcript of the gene cabp2b, whose product is annotated as calcium binding protein 2b. The record is from RefSeq and is a predicted model, not a curated record. Gene Ontology annotation, molecular function: calcium ion binding. NCBI's taxonomy places the organism in Eukaryota, Metazoa, Chordata, Actinopteri, Characiformes, Serrasalmidae. The transcript is spliced from 7 exons. Bases 449 to 1225 code for a protein of 258 amino acids.
AGAGAGAGAGAGACAGAGAGGCUGAGAGAAUGGCAGCAGACUGAGGAGAAGAGCGGUAAAUAGACCAAUGUUAGAGAGCCAUUGCAGAGUGGGAAACAGAAACAUGGCAAAGGAAAAUACAGAGUGUUAAUUUAUUUCUAUUUUUUCUUUGAAAGAGGUCAGGACAGCAGAAGAAGGCAAGAGCAUUUGUGAGGGAACAAUAAAUGAUGAAUGAUUUAGAUUUUGAAGUCUGAUUAGUGCACAGCAGCAGACUUACUUAAAUUAAUCACGUUUAUCUAAAGGAAUCCAGCAGCAAUUCUGCUGAAGAAACUUCAGAUAGGAACGCAGAGGGAGGGGUAAGACAGGUGUUAGCUUACAGGGAGAGAGAGAUAGAGAUAGAGAGAGAGAGAGGAAGAGAGAGAGAGUGAGCGUAUGAGAGGACGAGCGAGAGCGUCAGAUAGUUACAGUGAUGUUCAUGAUCAUUCGAGAGGGAUCAGCAGCAGGGGGAGGCAGUGCUGCCGGAAUGAGCGCUCCACCGGAGAGGACCGCAAAACAGGUUCAGGCUGCCAUCAAGAAAAAGGUGGAGAAGCAGAGGAGGCAGCUUGAAAUGGGUGUAGUGGAGGCAUUCAGCAGCAGCGCUAAGCCUAAAAGACGACAGAGACAGAAUCAGACUGCACCACCUGAACGAAGGGGGGAUGAGGAUGAGGAGGAAGACGAAGACGCCGCAAAUGAGACUGAGGAACAGCGAGAGAAAGAGGACGUUGACCUAGUGCCCAUUGUGGACUCAGUUUUUGGUCAAGACAGGGAUCUACGGCCCGAGGAGAUUGAAGAGCUGCGGGAGGCCUUCAAAGAGUUUGACCGGAACAAAGGCUACAUCAACUGUAAGGAUCUGGGCGAGUGCAUGAGGACUAUGGGAUACAUGCCUACAGAGAUGGAGCUCAUCGAGCUGAGUCAGCAAAUCUGUGGGGGUAAAAUCGACUUUGAAGACUUUGUGGAGCUGAUGGGGCCUAAAAUGCUAGCAGAAACUGCAGACAUGAUUGGUGUCAAAGAGUUAAGAGAUGCCUUCAAAGAGUUUGACUCGAACGGCGACGGGCAGAUCAGUAUUUCUGAACUGAGGGAAGCCAUGAAGAAACUCCUGGGCGAACAGUUGAACCCCAGAGAGAUUGAUGAGAUCCUCCAGGACGUGGACCUCAACGGAGAUGGCCAAGUGGACUUUGAAGAGUUUGUGAGGAUGAUGUCACGCUGACAGUUCACCACAGAUGAUCUUCAC